AUGGGUCCAGAAAGCCAGGAGAACCACACCACAGGUCCUACAGAAAAUCCUGUAAAAGACAAUGCCAGUUCUUCUGAAAAUCCUGCAGGAGAUCAAAUGGGGAUUGCAGGAAAAAAGGUUAAUAACAUAGCAGAUGUUGGAGAGAAUCCUACAAAGGAACACGUAGCAGGUGGUGUAGAAAAAUCUGCUAGCGACCAAUUAGAUGGUUUAGUAAAUAUUGCAAGCUACCCCGCAGGUGGGGCAGAAAAUCCUGUAAAUGGACAAACAUAUACUGCACAAAAUCCUUCAAGUGAACAAGCAGGCAGUGUGGAAAACCUGUUGACCUUCGAAGCAGGUGGUGUGGAAAAUCCUGCUAAUGGUCAAGCAGCUGGUGGCGCAGAAAAUUCUGUAGACAGCAAAGCAGGUGCAUCAGAAAGUGCUAUGAAUGAUAAUGCUGGUGGUGAAGAAAGUCCUACAAGGAACCUUGUAAGUGGUGCAGAAAUUUCUUUAAGCAAACAAACAGAUCCUAUAGAAAACAGCAAAAAUGAAACCUCUGUAUGCUGCAAAGCAGAUCGCCUUCCAGAAGAAGCACAGGAGAUACUGAAAUCAUUGGCAAGUCACUGGGAGGAUGUACUUGAUGCAAAUGCAUUGCAGGUGUUCCCUCUCAAAGGAGCAAUGACAAAUGAGGUAUUCCAGAUAAAGUGGCCAACUAGGACAGGAGAAACUUCACGAAAGGUUAUUGUUAGAAUUUAUGGUGAGGGUGUGGACGUGUUCUUUGAUAGGGAUCAUGAGAUUCAAACAUUUGAAUUCAUGUCAAAGAAUGGGCAAGGUCCUCGCCUACUCGGACGAUUUACAAAUGGUCGUGUUGAAGAGUUUAUCCAUGCACGGACAUUAUCAGCAUCUGAUCUACGUGAUCCAUUCAUUUCUGCUCUUAUAGCGGCCAAAUUGAAGGAGUUUCAUGAUCUAGAUAUGCCUGGUGGAAAGAAAUUUCACCUUUGGGAUAGAUUGCGAAAUUGGCUUAGUGAAGCCAAACGUUUAUCAUCCCCUAAAGAAGUUGAAGCAUUUUAUUUGGACACAAUAGACAAAGAAAUCACCAUUUUGGAAAGGGAAUUAUCAGGCCCACACCAAAAGAUAGGAUUUUGCCACAAUGAUUUACAAUAUGGUAACAUAAUGCUUGAUGAAGAGACCGAUUCUGUGACCAUCAUAGACUAUGAGUACGCCAGCUAUAAUCCUGUAGCAUUUGAUAUAGCCAACCACUUCUGUGAGAUGGCUGCUAACUAUCACACAGAAGAGCCUCAUAUACUUGACUACAAUAAAUAUCCUGAUUUUGAGGAGCGUCAAAGAUUUGUGCUGGCAUACUUGAGUACAUCUGGUGAACAGUGUAGUGAUGAUGAAGUGGAGCUGCUACUUCAAGACAUUGAGAAGUAUACUCUUGCAAAUCAUCUAUUCUGGGCAGUUUGGGGAAUAAUCUCGGCUCAAGUAAACACAAUUGACUUUGACUACAAGGAGUAUGCUAAACAGAGGUUUCAAGAGUACUGGGCCAGGAAACCUUAUCUUUUAAUAAACUCUGACGCACCUUCUCCGUAUAAUGUGCCUGAGGGUACAGGAGAACUAGCACAAGCAGCGCCCUCCCACAAAUCGAAGAACUCUAGUAUAUUCAGGAAGAUGAAGAGAGUUUUGGGUCUCGGUUUAUUCAGGUCCAGGAACUAG
Molecule: messenger RNA, 1689 nt
Organism: Sphenostylis stenocarpa
Lineage: Eukaryota; Viridiplantae; Streptophyta; Magnoliopsida; Fabales; Fabaceae
Source: the annotation of a GenBank genome assembly